Aegilops tauschii subsp. strangulata is the source of this 1407-nucleotide messenger RNA. The record is from RefSeq and is a predicted model, not a curated record. NCBI's taxonomy places the organism in Eukaryota, Viridiplantae, Streptophyta, Magnoliopsida, Poales, Poaceae.
AUGGGCGUUACACCCGAGGUCCGCACACCAUCGCGCCGCCGGUUCGCAAAGGCGGCUUCUGCUCCAUGUCCGCUUGAAGCCGGUGCCGCGAGCUCUUCGAUCCUGGACGCCGAGGUGACCAGCGUCGCGCCCGCUGAUUGGGUGCGGGGAGGCGGGACGGGCCCUUUGAAUCAGGCGAUCCUGGAUGUCCAAGGCAAACUCCGAGCCGAGGCCGACGCCCUGAAGCAGUGCAACCAAGCGUUCCUGGAGUCGCGAGCAGCCGUCCGGGAUUAUCAUAACCUUCACGCGGCCGCCUUCAACUCCAAAGUCCAGGAGCUGAAUCAACGGACCGUCGACUUGUCAGAAAGCCGGAAGGCUAAUGCCGCCCUGCAGCAGCAGCUGGGUGAAGCCAACACCGCCUUGCACGCCCAGGAGGUGGAGUGCAACAAGCUGGCCCAAGAGCGUGACCGGCUGACCACGCAACUGGCGGAGCAGGCGGAGCUUCUCAAGAAAGCCCAGCAGGAGGCGGAGGCGAAGGAGUCCAAUCUCCUUGCUGAGUUUGAGACCGAACGCUCCGCCGGGACCGAUAAGGAGGCAUUGCUGACUGCCGGCUUUGGCGAGAUUGAAGACAUGGUUGACGACUUCUUCCCCGGUCACUCCGGCGCUGCCAAUCAGGCCAUCGAGGCCGAUCGUGAAGGGCGGAGGACGGAAGGUGCGGUGAUCGCUGCCGACGCCCCUCGGACCCUUAGCGAACAGCUUCUCAGCAUCCAGGCCCAUCUUCGGCCGUCUCAUCGGAUGUUGCACCGUCUUCAGCGUGUCGGCGCCCAGGCGAUCGCCGCCCUGUGGCCAUACAUGCCGGCUCCACAUACACCCAGCCGGACUGCCGACUGGCUGGAGGUGGCGGCCGACCGUCUUGAGGCAUGGAAGGGCUCCUCGGCCCGGGCUAGAGCACGUCGUGCCUUGGAGUUCGUCAACGCGUGGUACCCUGGGCUAAAUCUAGCCCAGUUGGCCACGCUUCGACUAGAAGCCCAAGAGCAGCUGGUGGCGGUGGAGCGUGAUCUUGUCCAGCAGGCCGCGGCGAUCGCCGAGUACACCAACACCAGCGUCUUCGUUCCUGAGCUGGCUGAGAACGGCAUCGAGGCGCCGCAGGAGUGGUUCGGGUUGAACCCGGAGGAUGGCAAGGACUCGGCCGAAGUGAUCGACUCCAGCGACGAGGGAGAAGACGAGGAGGACAAGGAAGGUGAAGAGGAAGCGCCAGAGGUUGAAGCGGACGGCCAGCCUCAGCUCGACCGUGCCUCCAGCAACGAGCCACGCCCGAGCGAGCCGCCUGCUGCUAGAGGCGACCAAGCGGAGACCGACCAGCCAGCCGCUCCACCAACCGGCACCACCGACUCCACCGUUCCGCCAAACCCGCCUGCUGCUCCCUAG